Molecule: messenger RNA, 1747 nt
Organism: Solanum dulcamara
Lineage: Eukaryota; Viridiplantae; Streptophyta; Magnoliopsida; Solanales; Solanaceae
Product: protein TIFY 4B-like
Exons: 9
Coding region: 354-1349 (331 amino acids)
Biological process (GO): regulation of jasmonic acid mediated signaling pathway; regulation of defense response; response to wounding
Cellular component (GO): nucleus
Source: RefSeq, a predicted model, not a curated record
UUGCACUGUUUCUUUCAAAUCUCGCACACUUAUCUCCUUCUUCUGACAUGUCAUUAUAAGUGAACAAAUUACAAUAUGUAAUUAUAAAUCACUAAUUAAAUCAAACUAUAAUCAUGUUUUGAAAGUUGCAGCACAAAUGGUAUUAGUUGUUAAAAACAUUUUGGCAACACGAAUUCGAAAGAUGGAGCGGGGAGGAAUUUAAGUAGAUGAUAAUGACUGCUGGUUAUGUGAUUUCAUGAAACUGCAGGCUUUCUGACCCCUACUACUUUACGGGUCACAAAUUGAAACUGCCACUUUUUCAUUCCGAUUAUCUGAGGAGCUUUUGCCGAUUUCCGGCGCCUGAACUUGACAGCAUGCCGCCGGAAGAAACAGUUUCCAAGUCACCUCUCGACAAACCUCUCUAUCAACUCACUGACGAUGACAUUUCUCAGCUUACUCGCGAGGAUUGCCGCCGGUACCUCAAACAAAAAGGGAUGAGAAAGCCGUCAUGGAAUAAAUCACAGGCAAUUCAGCAAGUUAUAUCGUUGAAGGCUCUCCUCGAAACGACGCCGGAUACCGACGCUGGAACUCGGAAGAAACUUCACAUUCCUCGCACCGAUACUCAUGUACGGCGAGUCCAGAGAGGGAAAAAUACCUAUGGCGAACCUUCUGUUCCGGUGCCUGAUGGAAGAAAUCAGCAGGAUAAACCUGAUAUUUCCAGUCAUAUAAUCGCCCUUCCAGUCACUGCUGUUGAUAACUCAGCUCCUUUGAGAACAAUAGGCUCAGCAGAUACACCAGUAGGACAAAUGACAAUCUUCUACAGUGGCAAGGUGAAUGUCUAUGAUGAUGUGCCUGCCGACAAGGCACAAACAAUCAUGUGUCUUGCUUCAAGCCCUCUUUGUGUGUCUUCAGAAACUCCUUCAAAUGCUACUGUAGCAGCUCGACAUUCAGCAUGCUGCUUACAAGCUGCAAUUACUAAACUACGCCCAGAUACUGAUAUGGUACCGACUAUUCAAACAGUGAAAAAGAGUGAAGUUUCUCGAAUUCCUGUAGAAGAAAGCAACAGUUUAUAUGAUGAUAAUCCUGUAGAGAGCCCCGCAAGCAGGAAAGCAGCAUCAGUACAAAGAUACCUUGAGAAGCGAAAAGAAAGGUUCAAGUGGAAGAGAAAGGGAGAAAUAACUUCAUCAGCUAGCUUGGAUAUCUAUUUAAAUGAUCAAAUUGGGACUCGUACGCCAAGUGACUGCGCAAGUGGUGCUGAUCUUUGCUUCACACGCCACAUUGCACCUACAGGAAGUAGUCCCAUACAAGACAAUAUUCAGAAGAAUCCCACUUUUUCUAGUGGUCUCAAUGACAGAGAUGUCAAAGAGUGAAUGUUGUAAACUGAAUGGUUGGGGAUGCACAUCAGAUUUCUGUUUUGUCUUGAAAUGUUUGGAGGCCACAUCAUGUUCUAGCGUUUGGAUAAUUGAAUGAAGUGUGAUGCUGGUAGCACUUUUUCUCGGGACAAUAUAUGUGAAACAGCCUUCUCUUUGUAGGUUUGUCUAUAAUGUAAAUUAAGAGAAAACUAGUGAGAAAUAGUUGUCAGGUCAUGAAACGUUUUUUGCUUUUCUUAUAACAGCUAAUCUUCCUCUUCAAUAUUGAUUUUAGGCUGUAGCUUUUCCUUGUUGCUGGAACUAUCCUCAAUGAUCUUACUUGGAAUUAUAUGUCCAAUUUUGUUGUCUGUAUUUUAUCACUUUCUAAUGUGUAUUACCAAAUGCAAUUAUUUUUUCCA